UGGCAGAGCUUGUUCUGAAAGCGAAGCGCUCGAAAAAGUCGCCUCAGUAAGAGUUUCCGAGCGCGACGGAACAGUCGCGUCACACGACCGCUCGAUAUCCGAAAGUGCCUAAAGGGAUGUGCCUUCAGUGAAAGUGUAACUCAGUGUUCAUUGUAAUAGAGUUUAAAGUCUGUUAACAUUCAACGAGGUUUUACUGUAGUGUUUUGUUCUUGUGUGAGAGAUACAAAAAUAGCUGCAGCGAUGGAGUUAAGAUGGGUUUUGUAUUGCACGGUGGUCCUAGCGGUGGUAUGCUUCGCACAGAAUACAGAAGCGCGGCACUCGAUGCACCGGCGUCAGACUGAUGAUUACGACGUACUCGCUGACGCGGCGAUUGACGAUGAGGCGCAGAACGACGGUGAUGGAGGCAAUGACGCUGAUGAAGAACCUGAAGUGUCUGCGGUGAUUCUGACGCAGUCGACCCACUACAACAUCACACUUGGCGAUAAUGUCAGACUCGAGUGCAAAGUGUCACCUGCUGACGGCACAGUUGUUCAGUGGACUAAAAAUGGUACAAUGUAUUUCUUCGGAACAAUGAAGACGCAAGACCAGCACGCAACUUCCUACGCUCAGAACCAAAGGAUAUCAAUUCCUGCAAACUCAACAGAUCUUCUCAUCAAAAAUGUGACCAUAGCCGAUAGCGAUACAUACAAGUGUGAAGUUCUGCAAACAAACAGAGUUACUAUUGAACAUACAUUAAAUAUCCAAGAAAAACCGAAGAUAGUCAAAUUCUCUGCAUCCAACAAUGGAGAAGUUGUGGAAGGUUCCAACUUGAUGCUGACCUGUGUUGUUGGUGGUUCUCCUCCCCCACAGAUCAUCUGGUCAAGAGACACUGGCAAUGGAAACGAACGCCUGCAAGAGAAGGACGGCGAGUUCUCUAUCAACAGCCUCCAUAUUAAGAACGUGAAGACGAGUGAUGCGGGCAAAUAUUACUGCUACGCGUUCAAUGGAGUCGGCAACAAACAGGCUGAAAUUACUGUUGUUGUUAAAAGCAAACCUCGUGUUCACGUGCCCAAAGCUAUCAUCAACUCCGCCGUCAACGUGGAAGCUGUAUUACAAUGUUCUGUUCACGAAGCCGCCCCUGCGCACAUCCGCUGGUACAAAGACGGUUCUCUGAUCGAGGACACAUCGAGUCAGUUCACAGUGAGCACACGCGACCACCACUCCAACCUGACUGUCACACCUACCAGUGAUCAGGACUUCGGAACUUUCACUUGUGAGGCCGACAACGACCUGGGCAAACAUAACAGGUCAAUCGAGCUGGUGCAGGAGCCGGUCGUGGAAGAUCUGGAUGUAGACGGACCCAAGCUGACCUGGACCAUACACUCGCACCAGCCGCUGGAACAGAUCGAGCUGCAGCUUCGUCAGAUGAGUGCGGAAGGACAAUGGAAGACGAUCAAUGUACCGCUGCCUGACAUCAAGACGCAUGAAUAUGAAAUCAUCUAUCCGCUGUCGGAGCAGGACUUGGAGCCUGGAAAGUACGAGGCGACUGUCAAAGUGAAGAAUGAAAAGAGCUGGAGCCAGCACACACCUCCUGCCUUCGUUGAUAUUGAAGCUCAGCCACAGUUGAUCCAGCAUGCGUCAGUAUACAGAGGCAACUCCGGCCACACCAUCCGGCCGACACUCCUCAGCGCAAUCUCUACAACUCUAAUGUACCUUCUCGUUCGAAUGCUUUAAACAAUUCAUAGCCUAAAUUAUUUAUUAUUAGUAUCGAUAUAUAAAUGGUGGGAAGACAAGAUGCACAACAAUAUUGCUAAUUAAAAAUAUUAAAAAAAAA
This is a messenger RNA of Papilio xuthus (Asian swallowtail), 1813 nucleotides long. RefSeq names its product protein amalgam. NCBI's taxonomy places the organism in Eukaryota, Metazoa, Arthropoda, Insecta, Lepidoptera, Papilionidae. The record is from RefSeq and is a predicted model, not a curated record. Gene Ontology annotation, biological process: synapse organization; homophilic cell-cell adhesion. Gene Ontology annotation, molecular function: axon guidance receptor activity. The coding region runs from base 241 to 1713 and encodes 490 amino acids. The transcript is spliced from 14 exons. Gene Ontology annotation, cellular component: plasma membrane; axon; neuronal cell body.